CUGCUAUCCUAUCAUAGAGCUAUUAGAUACUUGAGGUCCCUAUCUACCUAUUCUAUGUACGCAGGUAAGGUAUGUAGGUAUUGCACAAUACAUAAAGUACUAGACCUAGGUAAGGAGUAGCAAACGAGAUGAAACUGUCUUAAACAUUCAUAAUGCCUAUACCCAACAGCACCUAAACUAUGUAAGCUAACGGCCCAAGUUCGUUCCGUCUUGGAACCGACUCCAACUUCAAUUCCAACUCCACCUCAUCCGGAGUUAUCCAGAGGACUUCCAUCUUCUUAAUUAUUUCUACUUCUACCCCCAUCUCGAAAGGAAGGAGGAAAUCUCCAAAAAAAAAAACAAAACAAAAAACCAAAUAGUUAUUAAAUUAAGGGAAAGAAAAUGUUCAAAGGCCCCUGUUCACAUACCUAGUAUUACACAGGCAUCGAUACCCCGCCUCUCAAUGCUGGCUGGACUUGGCUCGUGUGUUGGAUAAGAUCAUUACCUAUCUCGUACACCUGUGAUGCGCGUCAAGCCCCUGAAAGAGCGAUAAAGAAAGGCUUAAGCAACACCAGAGCAGCCCAACCUAACCUGCUUGCCUAUCCAGCUCCACUCACGAUCCUAACCUACCCUACCCAUCUCCACCCACGAUGGCUUCCAAGCCAGAAUCCUCCCCUCGGCAGCCUACCACCACCGCGGUGGACCCGCGCCCCCGGCAAGCCACGCAGCGCUACAUCGGCGCGACCGUCCUCCUCGCCGCCCUCUCCGGCCUCCUCGCCCUCGACGUCCUAUACCUGCGCCCGUCCGCCCUCUCCCCGGCUCGCAAAGCCCUCGGCCUGACCCUCGUUUUCUUCGGCCUCUACACCCAGACCAUCCUGCGACGAUCAUGGCAGUACUACACCACGAUGGCCCAACUCGGGUGCCUGCCCCCUCCCCGCUACCCCAACGACCCGCUCGGCAUCAAAUACCUGAAGGAGGUCGCGGGCUUGAUCAAGGGUAACGCCCUCCUGGCCGGCUGGACGCGGCUGCUGGGGACGGUGGGCCACACGUUCGAGCACCGGACGUUCCCCAGCCCGUCUCCGAUGCUGCUGACGGACGAGCCGGCGAACGUGCGCGCGGUGCUGACGACGCGCUUCGACGACUGGGACCUGCCGCAGCUGCGGAUCGACGCGCUCUCCCCCAUGCUCGGGCACCACAGCAUCUUCACCACCAACGGCGCGUCCUGGCGGCACGCGCGCGCCGUGCUGCGCCCCGCCUUCGUCCGGGACAUGGUCGCCGACCUGCGGUGCCUGGACCGGCACGUCGCCAAGCUCGUCGCCACCAUCCCGCGCGACGGCGCCCCCUUCGACAUGCAGCUGCUGCUCUCCAUGUUCACCAUCGACGCCAUCUCCGACUUCAUGUUCGGCCACACGACCGACAUCCUCGGCGUCGCCCCCGCCGACGGCCUGCGCUUCGGCACCUCCUUCGACCUGUGCACGCAGAGGCUCGCCGACCGGUCCAAGCUGGGGCGCCUGGCGUUUCUUGUUCGCGACAGGGAGCUCGACGAGGCCAUCGCGUACAUGAGCGCGUUUGUCGACAAGUACGUCGCCGAGGUGAAGCACGACUUGCAGCUACUACAGCAGCAACAACAACAACAACAACAAGAGAAAGGCGAGAAGGAGGAGGAGGCGAAAAAGACCAGCGCAGACUCGAAACGCUACAUGUUCCUGCACGAGCUCCUGCAAUCCGGCGAGCCCGACGCCGUGAUCCGGGACCACCUGAUCAGCAUCUUCCUCGCCGGCCGGGACACGACCGCCAGCGCCCUGUCCUACCUCUUCCACGAGCUCUCCGCGCGGCCCGACGUCGUGCUCGCCAUCCAGCGGGAGAUCGCCGGCCUGAACCUCGCCGACGAGGCGGAGCUGCCCUCGUGGGAGAGCCUGCGCAACAUGCAGUACCUCAACUGGUCCAUCCGCGAGGCGCUGCGCCUGAACCCGCCGGUGGCGAGCAACGCGCGCGAGGCCGUCCGCGACACGGUGCUGCCCGCGGGCGGCGGCCCCGAUGGGAAGGCGCCCGUUUUUGUGGCCAAGGGAACCACGCUUCGGUACCUGCCGUGGGCUCUGCAGCGACGAAAGGAUAUCUACGGCAGCGAUGCUGAAGAGUUCCGUCCCGAGAGAUGGGAAUCCCUUCGAACCACCUUCGAAUACGUCCCCUUCAACGCCGGCCCCCGCAUCUGCGUCGGCCAGCAAUUUGCCCUGACGCAGAUGGCCUUCGUCGUAUUUCGGCUGCUGCAGCACUUCAAGACCAUCGAGCGGAGGGAUGAGAGGCCGCCCGUCCUGAAAUUCGGCAUCAGCACGACGUUGCUAAAUGGGUGCUGGGUUAGCAUGACACCUGCGUGAGUGAGCGAGUGAGCUAUUUGGUUUGAGAUGUAAUGUAAUACCCUACUAUAUUACUUGAAGUAGGCGCCUAGGUAGGCAAAGGAUGAGCUGGGUAGAACUGCAUUAUUAUGAUUCUUGUUAUUGCUCACGAAGCUUCUCAUAAUAGCCUUAAAGUCAGUUAGUAAUUUGAAAUUUAAUUUGAACCCAA
Hypoxylon fragiforme is the source of this 2541-nucleotide messenger RNA. Its product is annotated as cytochrome P450. The record is from RefSeq and is a predicted model, not a curated record. The coding region runs from base 630 to 2354 and encodes 574 amino acids. The transcript is spliced from 2 exons. Gene Ontology annotation, molecular function: iron ion binding; heme binding; oxidoreductase activity, acting on paired donors, with incorporation or reduction of molecular oxygen, reduced flavin or flavoprotein as one donor, and incorporation of one atom of oxygen. NCBI's taxonomy places the organism in Eukaryota, Fungi, Ascomycota, Sordariomycetes, Xylariales, Hypoxylaceae.